GACAAAGAUAAAGGAGGGAAAAACAGAAGGAUGAAGUGGUGAGGAGGUUUGGACUUUUCUGGAUUGGUACGUGAUAUUGCUGUGCUGCGCGCUUUAAAUCUGUGUGGAGCCUCUGGAGUGGGCACAACUGGUGUCCUCUCAUAUUCACAGAAGCAAUCAGUUGCUUUUGAGCAUCAGGUGAGCAUUUCAGCCCUACUUCUUAUUUCUCUUGGCUACACACUCCUCUUUCAGCAGAGGAGCAGAAAGAGUGAACGCACCUUAACAAUAUGACCGAAGGAUCCGCGCCUUGACGCGCCCCGGUGCGUGCAUGUUGGACCGGUGAGAGUGUGGACUAGUAUGAAGCGCCAUGGCUUGGUGUGACCGCGGGGUUCAAACGCUGCUGGCCACCGUGGGGGCUUUCGCUGCCUUCAGCCUGAUGACCAUCGCCAUCGGCACGGACUACUGGCUCUAUUCGCGGGCGUACAUCUGCAACGGCACCAAUGCCACCACAGACGAGACCCAGUCGCAGCCCAAAACCAAGAAGGGCGAUCUCACCCACUCCGGGCUGUGGAGAAUCUGCUGUAUUGAAGGUAUCAAUCAAGACAGCUGUUACAGAAUCAACCAUUUCCCUGAUGACAAUGACUACGACACAGACAGCUCUGAAUACUUGCUGCGUAUAGUUCGUGCCUCCAGUGUGUUCCCCAUCCUCAGUACCAUCCUGCUGAUGCUCGGCGGGCUGUGUGUAGGGGUGGACCGAGUCUACAACAAGACAAACAAUGUCCUCCUCAGUGCAGGCAUUCUCUUUGUAGCUGCAGGUCUGAGCAACAUAAUUGGCAUCAUUGUCUACAUCUCCAGCAAUGCAGGAGACCCCAGUGAUAAACGUGACGAUGACAAGAAGUACACUUACUCCUACGGCUGGUCGUUCUACUUUGGCGCCCUUUCCUUCAUUGUGGCCGAAACUGUGGCCGUCCUCACAAUCAACAUCUACAUUGAGAAAAACAAGGAAGUCCGCUGGAGGGCGCGGCGCGAGUUUAUCCGUUCACUCUCUUCCUCUUCCCCAUAUUCGAGAAUACCGAGUUUCCGCUACCGCCGGCGGACAUCGCACGCCAGCUCUCAUUCUACAGAGGCUUCAAGGGAGAACUCACCUGUGGUUGGACUGAAGAGGGCAACAUCUUCUAGUGGGCCCCUGGAUGAGCUGUCCAUGUACGCCCUGGCGAGGGACAGUGUGACAGAGAACACGUACAGCCCCGAACACGAGGCAGCUGCUGAGUUCCUCCAGGUCCAUAACUGUUUCCCCAAUGAUUUAAAGGAUGGGGUAAACCGCAGAACCACACCGGUGUGAGCGGCAUGUGAAUGGGCUCAAGGUUAAUCCUGGAAGUGGAUAAACGGGAAAAUGAUGAAAAAACCAGUGGGCAGACCUGUUGGAGCCUGCGUGCUUGUGAUAGUCUGCCAUCUUUUCAAAGGCACAGUUUUCAAAGAGAGACUGUCCUUUUUGGAAAUAACCAGGAGACGAAAGGACAGUCAGCCGAACAGAAGACGAGCCAAUUAACAGAACCAUCAUGAGUUCCUUUCUCAUGUAUCUGCUUUUAGAGAUCAUCAAAGCAGAAUAGAGUAACCAUUGUCUGUGCUGUAGCCAAAUCAGUGUUAUCGUUCAGCUGCGUCGAAAUGCUUAAAUUACCAGUGUGUUGAUCAUAACCCUUGUUUGGGUAAUGGUCACUACACACGUUGAGGUGUGCCAAUCAGCAUUAUACUACCUGUAAAUGAUAUAACAAGGUGCUAAAUGAUAUGUACUCUUUGACUUGAAAGUGUUCCAUUUGUGUGUGAAGUUGCUAUAAAGUGUGGACCUCUCUCCAAAGUUUUUAUUGUGUCCUCAUAACUACUGUGGUCUUGCCUUAUACUCUAAUCAUAGAUUUGAAAGAGAUGACUCUC
Messenger RNA from Thunnus maccoyii (southern bluefin tuna), 1908 nucleotides. RefSeq names its product voltage-dependent calcium channel gamma-4 subunit-like. Bases 347 to 1321 code for a protein of 324 amino acids. Lineage: Eukaryota; Metazoa; Chordata; Actinopteri; Scombriformes; Scombridae. Gene Ontology annotation, biological process: regulation of AMPA receptor activity; positive regulation of synaptic transmission, glutamatergic; calcium ion transmembrane transport. Gene Ontology annotation, cellular component: postsynaptic density membrane; AMPA glutamate receptor complex; voltage-gated calcium channel complex. Gene Ontology annotation, molecular function: channel regulator activity; voltage-gated calcium channel activity. The record is from RefSeq and is a predicted model, not a curated record. The transcript is spliced from 4 exons.